AUGGCGCGACUUACCAUCGUCCUCGCAUGCUUCGCCCUCCUGCUCCUAAGAGCUGAGGCGGGCCCACCACCUGGCAAAGGACCUGACAAGGGCAGCACCGGCAGCACAGGCAGCACAGGCAGCACUGGCAGCACAGGUAGCACUGGGAGUACCGGAAGUACCGGAAGCACAGGCAGCAGUGGCAAGCCCGGAGGAGGUCCCCCUCCCAAGACUGGAGGAGGCCCUCCUCCCAAGCCCAAGAAGCCAUUCAAGCCUGUUGUGCUUGCUCGCUAUAUGGGAACCGUGCAGCCAUGCAAGCCCCUUCCAUUCGUCCGCGGAUCCAUUGUCGCCAACGUCCUCUCUACUGAGGACAACACAACCAACUCCAUGACGUUCGGCCUCCUUAUCUCCGGAACCUCCGAGGCGCCCACUGUCCAGGGUAUCUACAGCACCGAUCCGUGCGAUCCGCUUGUUGAGCAGAAAUUGCUCUCCCAGCAGCAAACUUCUCAAAUGGCACGGUUCUUGGUUUUCGCCGUCGCGAUUCUUCUCGCCAGUGCGCUCGCCCUAGCCCACCCAGCGGGCCGCGACGACAGCCAAAAGGGUGGUGGAGAUAGUGGAAGGGGUGGCGGUGAUUAUGGAAGGGGAGGCGGUCGUUGGCGGCCGUCGCCAUUGGCGCGCUACGAGACCAACUUGCGGCCGUGCAUCGGCUGGGCUCCCAUUCGCGGAGCCGCGAUGAUUGACGUCCUCUCCACACAAACCACUGGAACGAACGAAAUUCGUUACGGCCUCAUGGUCCAGGGUGUCGCUGUGCCUCCUGCGAAGAUGACCAUCUACUCCACAGACCCCUGCGACCCGCUGGUUACCAGCCCAAAAGUUCUCGUCGACCUUUCGGGAAAGUGGUACAACAUUUCGCCAAGACGUGGUCCUCCGACUUUCACGAUGAGUGGCUCGGUGCUAAGCAGUGUUCUUCCGGUCCAGACGACCUAUUUCCGCGGAAGGAACUCCCAGGUUCCUGUGUUCAUUUCAUUCGCCGUUGGUACAACGUUGAACAGCACUAUAGCUGGUAAAUUCCAACGCGACUACUAG
This is a messenger RNA of Closterium sp. Yama58-4, 1065 nucleotides long. The record is from the annotation of a GenBank genome assembly. NCBI's taxonomy places the organism in Eukaryota, Viridiplantae, Streptophyta, Zygnematophyceae, Desmidiales, Closteriaceae.